Molecule: messenger RNA, 690 nt
Organism: Tribolium castaneum (red flour beetle)
Lineage: Eukaryota; Metazoa; Arthropoda; Insecta; Coleoptera; Tenebrionidae
Exons: 2
Coding region: 106-621 (171 amino acids)
Source: RefSeq, a predicted model, not a curated record
AAAAUCAAUUUUAAAAACUCGAUAAUGCAAUAUUUACCAAAAAUGUCUAUAUAAAAGUCACCUAACACGUUUACCCCACAAGUCGUAUUCAAGACAAUUGACAAGAUGUUCAGCAAGACACUGAAACGUUUUUUUGCUGCUUUCCUCCUCCUUCAGGUUUGCAAAGCCGAUCUUGCCGACGAUGCAGAAGCAGCACUGAACGUUUUACGACAGGCAACAAGCGACAAUCUAAACGGGGGCUUUCUGGAACACAUCAAAAUGUCCGUGGAAGUGGACACCGUUUCGCUAGCGACGAAAGGAGACGCCUUGAACAAUCACCAAAGUCCAAAAGUUGUUAACGACAUUGUAGACUGCGUCAACAAACAAGCAGAAGAAGCUGUCAAUCUCAUUUACAGCAAAAGCUCUGGCUUGACCGAUCGAGUCCUCAAAACAAUUUACGAUGAAGAAAAAGAAAUCGUUUUUUGUGGUCGCGCAGACGACGCUUGUCUCACUCGCGUCAUUUCGGACAUCAAGCAGAAAACGGAAGCUGUACCGACUGUCGUCCACGAAGAAAUUGAAAUUGACCGGAAGGCCGUCGAGGAAGAAGUGGUUGCGAUUAAAGCGUGCGCUGACAAAGUUUAAUUGCCUUUCACAAGGUUUUGUAGUCAUUUAUUAGAUUUUGUUACAAAUAAACACAAGGUUUUUAAUUAA